Neltuma alba is the source of this 600-nucleotide messenger RNA. RefSeq lists its product as uncharacterized. The record is from RefSeq and is a predicted model, not a curated record. The transcript has a single exon. Bases 1 to 600 code for a protein of 199 amino acids. NCBI's taxonomy places the organism in Eukaryota, Viridiplantae, Streptophyta, Magnoliopsida, Fabales, Fabaceae.
AUGGCUCCCAAUAGUGAAAAAGCACGAAAGCCUCUUCUCCCAUUCUGCAUGUACAGAUGGUCGGUGAUAGCACAUCACUUGCCAAAGAAGAGGCUCAUCAGAAUAGGUAUCAACCCUACCACCCUUAAGCCCAUAAACGACACCGUCAACGACGCAGUUGAAGCCCGGCAAGUAAACGAAUAUUUGGAGCUGCAACUCCAGAACCAGCUCGACUCCCCCUACUCCUCUUCCCAGCCUUCAUUGACUCGGCUCGUCGUCAACAAUGUCACACCUCGGCCAUCACUACCUGCCUGCCUCGACGUGCUCAAAGUAUGGCAAAAUUCUUGGUCUUCCAUGUUGAAGCCCUCAAUAGAGAACACCCACAGAAUGCAUAGCAUGAAUGCCAUUGUGCUCGCCACUGACAACCUUGAGUCGCCACCAUCCACGUUGAGCUUCCCGUACGACGUCCCUACCAACUCCAAAUGUCAUGCCUUUAGGCAAAUCAAUCAAAGUUUACUUCCAGCUUCAUCCUCUACCAGCCCCACCGUUGACGUCGCAAAUGAGAGUGAAAACAAAGUGCAAAGCUUGGGAAAGGGGGACACAAUAUCAUGUUGGCCGUAG